CCCAUUCAGCAACAUGACUCCGCUGCUGGUCUUAGUGCUGUGCGUGGCUGCAGUUCAUGGCUGUGGUGUUGCCACCUACCCACCUGCUGUAUCCAGAGUGGUCAAUGGGGAUGAGGCUGUUCCACACAGUUGGCCCUGGCAGGUGUCUCUUCAGUAUAUCUAUAAUGGAUUGUGGUAUCACACAUGCGGGGGAAGCCUCGUUGCACCCAACUGGGUUCUAACGGCUGCUCACUGUAUCAGCUCAGCCUAUACUUACAGAGUGCAACUUGGGAAACACAAUCUUGGACAGAAUGAAUCCGGCCAGAAAACAAUCAACGUCAUUAAACUAAUUAACCAUUCGAAAUGGAACCCAAGCAAACUGUCCAAUGGGUUUGAUAUCUCACUCAUCAAGCUGGAGCAAGAGGUGACUUACAGUGACACCAUCAAGCCUGCCUGUUUGCCUCCCGCUGGGUUCGUCCUUCCACACCAAUUCGGCUGCUAUGUAACAGGCUGGGGGAAUAUCCAGACCAAUGGCCCAGCACCAGAUAAACUGCAGCAGGGGCUCUUACUGGUGGUCGAUUACCCAACUUGUUCCCAGCGGGACUGGUGGUGGAAAAGCGUAAAUACCAACAUGAUCUGCGCUGGUGGGGACGGCAUCAUCUCAAGCUGCUACGGGGACUCUGGGGGACCACUCAACUGCAAGAAUGAUGAUGGUGCUUGGGAGGUCCAUGGUGUGGUCAGUUUUGGCUCAUCCGCUGGGUGCAAUUACUACAAGAAGCCCUCGGUCUUCUCUCGUGUCUCUGCUUAUAACAGCUGGAUAAGUGAGACUCUGAUCAACAACUAAGACACUAUGACAACAACCCUUUUCCCUGGCGUCCCUGAAGAUCAUAAUCUGCUGGAUUCCAACAAUGUUCAGUAGAAGUAAAGACGUAAAUGGGGGCAGGAUAUCCUGUCUGGCUUGUAACCAAUGGCUGUUAUUCAUUGUGUAUAGUGGAAACAUGCUCUUAAUAAAAACCUCCAUUAUUUGGCUUUAUCUUUCAUGAAUAAAAUAAUGUAGCAAUAAGUGUAACCUACACACGCCAGGUGAGAACAGGAGCACAAAUAAAAAUGAUACAACAACAA
Molecule: messenger RNA, 1101 nt
Organism: Xenopus laevis (African clawed frog)
Lineage: Eukaryota; Metazoa; Chordata; Amphibia; Anura; Pipidae
Gene: cela2al.L
Product: elastase 2A L homeolog
Biological process (GO): proteolysis
Cellular component (GO): extracellular region
Molecular function (GO): hydrolase activity; peptidase activity; serine-type endopeptidase activity
Source: RefSeq, marked provisional